This is a messenger RNA of Merops nubicus (carmine bee-eater), 1656 nucleotides long. RefSeq names its product erythrocyte membrane protein band 4.1 (gene EPB41). The annotation marks the transcript as partial. Gene Ontology annotation, cellular component: plasma membrane; cytoskeleton. The record is from RefSeq and is a predicted model, not a curated record. The transcript is spliced from 13 exons. Gene Ontology annotation, biological process: cortical actin cytoskeleton organization. NCBI's taxonomy places the organism in Eukaryota, Metazoa, Chordata, Aves, Coraciiformes, Meropidae. Gene Ontology annotation, molecular function: cytoskeletal protein binding.
AAACAUGCCAAGGGGCAGGAUCUACUUAAAAAAGUCUGCGACCACCUCAAUCUCCUGGAAGAAGACUACUUUGGUUUGGCCAUAUGGGACACGCCGACCUCAAGGACAUGGCUCGAUCCUGCCAAAGAAAUCAAAAAACAGGUUCAUGGAGGCCCCUGGGAUUUCACCUUCAACGUCAAGUUUUACCCACCGGAUCCAGCACAACUGACAGAGGACAUCACCAGGUAUUACUUGUGUCUUCAGCUUAGACAAGACAUCAUCACGGGGCGGCUGCCCUGUUCCUUUGCUACUCUGGCUCUGCUGGGUUCAUACACAGUCCAGUCCGAGUUGGGGGACUAUGAUCCUGAUCUGCACGGCCCAGAUUACAUCAGUGAAUUUAAAUUGGCCCCAAACCAAACUAAAGAGCUCGAGGAGAAGGUUGUGGAGCUUCAUAAAACGUACAGAUCCAUGACUCCAGCCCAAGCAGACCUGGAAUUUCUUGAGAAUGCAAAAAAGCUGUCAAUGUAUGGAGUCGACCUUCACCACGCCAAGGACUUGGAAGGAGUGGACAUCACUCUCGGAGUCUGUUCCAGUGGCCUUCUUGUUUACAAAGAUAAACUGAGAAUCAACCGCUUCCCUUGGCCCAAAGUCCUGAAGAUUUCCUACAAGCGCAGCAGCUUCUUCAUUAAGAUCCGGCCAGGGGAGCAAGAACAGUAUGAAAGUACAAUUGGCUUCAAACUACCAAGUUACCGGGCAGCAAAGAAGCUGUGGAAAGUAUGUGUUGAACACCACACGUUCUUCAGGCUGACUUCCACAGAGGCCAUCCCAAAGAGCAGGUUCCUGGCGCUGGGCUCCAAGUUCCGCUACAGCGGGCGGACGCAGGCGCAGACGAGGCAGGCGAGCGCCCUGAUCGACCGCCCCGCGCCCCACUUCGAGAGGACAGCCAGCAAGAGAGCCUCCAGGAGCCUCGACGGAGCUAAACGUGCGACUCAAAAAGUUGAGUUCAGAGCCGUAGAGGAGGAGAAGCAGGAGGAGGUGGUGGUGGUUGAGGUUCCUGAACCAAAACCCACGGAUCAGAUCCGAGAGAAGCCAGCAGUGGCCGUGAUAACCCCCGAGAGGAGUCCCCGUCCCACCUCUGCCCCAGCCAUCGCCCAGAGCCACGCUGCAGAACCAGCCCCAGCUAAGCCUGACGUGAAGGACACGGUGGCCACAGCUAAAGUGGAAAAGCAAGCAGUGAAACCUGACCUGAGACGGGAAGAAAUGGCCCCGGAGAGAGCCAGGGCGGAGCCGGCUCUUGUUGACUAGAAAAGAUCAAAGAGGCUAGAUGGUGAAAACAUUUAUAUCAGGCAUAGCAAUUUAAUGUUGGAGGAUCUAGAUAAAACCCAGGAAGAAAUCAAGAAGCAUCACGCCAACAUCAGUGAGCUGAAGAAGAACUUUAUGGAGUCCGUCCCGGAGCCUCGGCCGAGUGAAUGGGACAAACGUUUGUCCACUCACUCCCCGUUCCGAACCCUCAACGUCAACGGGCAGAUUCCCCUGGGAGCAGAUGGACCACCACUAGUGAAGACACAGACGGUCACCAUCUCCGACGUGUCCAGCGCUGUCAAAAGUGAAAUCCCCACAAAAGAAGUCCCCAUUGUCCACACGGAGACAAAGACCAUCACCUAUGAAGCUGCACAG